This is a messenger RNA of Ostertagia ostertagi, 663 nucleotides long. The record is from the annotation of a GenBank genome assembly. Lineage: Eukaryota; Metazoa; Nematoda; Chromadorea; Rhabditida; Trichostrongylidae.
AUGGCGAAUCUUGAAUCCCCCCAAGUGUCUGAGGAAGACGAAGGUGCGGCGGCUUUUGGCCCGCGAUAUCUGCGCCAGAUCGCUCCCGACGUCGCGACGAUCAUCGACGUGGGCGUCCACAAGGGGACCAAGACUCUUUACGAUUCCUUUUCGCAUCUCCCCUUCAUCCUGAUCGACCCGCAGCGGGGCUGCGAGGCGAUGAUGGAGCACAAGCCGAAGGAUUAUACCUUCGUCAACAAGGCCGUCGGAGCAGGCCCCGGCGUGCUAAAGCUCAAUGUCCAGGGCGCGAAAUCCAGCUUCGUUGAACGCACGGAGCUCACGCGCAGGAAUGGGCCGUCGGAAAGCUACGAAGUCGACGUGACCACGCUCGACGCCGUGAUUGAGGAACUCAAUCCGGCCAGGCCCAUCGGCUUGAAGAUCGACACCGAAGGAUUCGAAGUCGAAGUCCUCAAAGGUCUCAACAAGUACUCCGCCGACAUUGCUUUCGUGAUCUGCGAAGUAAGCGUCCGCCGGCGCUUCAUCAACCCCUACAAGUUCAGCGAUGUGAUCCUGUCGAUGAGGGAUAGAGGGCUGGAAUUCUACACGGUCCUGAACGAAGUAAAGCGGCGUCCCCGCUUCUACGACGUGCUGUUUUUGCCGCCAAACCACCCUUAUUUCGACUAG